AUGGACAUGAGCAAUGAAAUCCCUCUUGCUGCAUCCUUUCCUUUGCCCUUCCGCGUCCUUUUCCUGGCUGGAAUGGGUAUACUUGGCUGGGCCACAAACCUCCAUGGUCUCCACUUGUUGGGUAUAGACGCACCCGCCGUGCUAGAAUUGCAAGAGCCCCAGGAUCACAUACCUCUCAGACUACCUUCUUCUCGCCUCUCUGGCUUUCGACGGAUUCUAGAUGCUGCUUUAACCUAUACCCCCGUAUACCGCGUUUUUACGGCGUAUUCCCUAUGGUGCUUCGUAGCCUGGUUGUACUUUCGAUACUCGUCACAGUCCGACCCAGCGUUGGUGGACCUGUUUAAAUACAUACCAGCGGUUUGUGCAUUGGGAGCUCUUACGCUCUUACUCUGUCCAUACGAUGUUUUUCAAAAGCAUGAGCGGGAUGCAUUCAUCUUUUCUAUCCGGAGAUGUAUAUCUCCCCCAAGUGGUCAUCCAAUCUAUUUUUCUGACGUGGUAUUCGCCGAUGUUUUUACCUCCUUCGCCAAAGUACUGGGAGAUGUCUGGCUUUCAGUAUUAAUGCUUCUCCCUGGGGGUAGUCUCCUAUCUCUUCCUUCCCAAGACGGCUGGUCGCGUUGGAUACUCCCUGUGCUGAUGAGUUUGCCCUAUCUAGCCCGCUUCCGUCAAUGUCUAGUGGAACAUGCGUCUUCUACGAAUGAUAGUAGGAGACCGUUAUAUAAUGCAAUCAAAUAUGCAUCUUCUUUCCCGGUCAUCUUCCUUUCUGCGGCGCAAAGAAUAGUCAUCUCUGACCUCGUGGAAGAGAAAGGGGAGGGGGUCACGCGCGAAGCAUGGCACGGAGAACAUCAACUCUUUCGGUUAUGGCUUUUGGCUGCCGCUGUGAACUCGGUAUAUUCGUUCUGGUGGGAUGUAACCAAUGAUUGGGGUUUGGAUCUGUUAAAGCCGCGACCUGCUGAAUCACGAGGGAGACCCCCACGAGCGCUAGUGCUGCCCUCCCUUCAUUCAAAAUCCACGAGUAUGACAGGAUCUCCUGUUCAUUCGCCGUCUUCUUCUGCAGACCUCAGUUCCCAAUCACGCUCUGGUAUUUACACCCCCAUUCCCCCACAACAAAGCUCUUACCCAUUCGGGCUCCGUCCUGUCCUCCUCUACCCUCUUCCUGUCUAUCCGUUGAUUAUCUUCCUCAACCUUGUGCUUCGCCUGACGUGGUCGAUCAAGUUGUCGAGUCAUCUGCACUCUGAAACCGAAGGCAGUGCGCUCAUCUUCUGGCUUGAAAUGGCGGAGCUGGUGCGUAGGUGGAUGUGGGUUUUCGUCCGUGUGGAGUGGGAGGCCGUGAAGAAGUCGAGAGAGGGACGCAGGAGCGGCAUCAAAAUAGCCGCGUAUUUCAUGCAGGUUCCCGACGAAGUGUGAAUAAUAGAGAGCGCGUAGCUUGCAAAGGUGAGCAGGUUCCGAUCACGUCCUAAACGAUUGUUCCUGAGAGUUGCCCAGGUGCACACAGUGUGCACACGUCGCCUGUAAGAUCAGGACUCAAGAAGGAUAAUCUAGGAUGGUGCAGCUUAGUCGGAUAAUCAUACCCGAAGCAUUCGUCGAAGAUGUGAGCUCGCGUAGCAAGUUGUGAGACAGCGAUGUGAAGACGCCCACGGAAGGAAGUGUCAGUGUCUGGG
This is a messenger RNA of Serpula lacrymans var. lacrymans S7.9, 1658 nucleotides long. RefSeq lists its product as uncharacterized. Bases 1 to 1404 code for a protein of 467 amino acids. Gene Ontology annotation, cellular component: cytoplasm; membrane. The record is from RefSeq and is a predicted model, not a curated record. The transcript has 5 exons. Lineage: Eukaryota; Fungi; Basidiomycota; Agaricomycetes; Boletales; Serpulaceae.